This is a messenger RNA of Thrips palmi, 2703 nucleotides long. Its product is annotated as zinc finger protein 470-like. The transcript is spliced from 5 exons. Bases 523 to 1845 code for a protein of 440 amino acids. Lineage: Eukaryota; Metazoa; Arthropoda; Insecta; Thysanoptera; Thripidae. The record is from RefSeq and is a predicted model, not a curated record.
GCACAGUCGUCACGUUGUCGCACCCACUGCAAGAGAAGAAGGGUCCGCAGGCUCCUGAACUUCCGCUGACGUGGAAGAGAAUGCAAGCUCUCACGUGCUUCGGGCGACGAUUGGAUCGUUAGUGAAGUUGCUGCUUCGAUCCGCUGGACGACGCCGGCGGACCAUCUCUUCGACGCGGCGACUGCAGUGUUCCGUGCUCACUUUCAGUGCGUCUACAGCAGCGGCACUCCACGUCAAGGUAUUCUUGUAGGCUGCCAGAGCCUGCUGCUGGUGACUCAUUGGAAUCUGCUGAGAAGUUGCGUCCAUUGGGGUGUUGCGUCGCCAGCAGAGAAAUCACCAUUGAAUAUUUUCAGCAUACGUAAGGCACCAACUGUUAAGUUUGUGUUACGAAGAAAUGGUUUCUACGUCACGGAAUAUUUUCUUUGUAAGCCCACGUUUGCUCAAAAUACUGUGUUAUAGGAUUGGUAAGUGCAAUUGGAUUUUUGGCCCGCUAAUGCUCGCGUGUACUAGAGUUUCCCUUCAAUGCGCAAGAUGGUUGUGCAUAGCCGCAUUGAUGCCGACAAGAACCCUCUCCAGUGCAAAUUUUGUCAUAAGAAGUUCCAGAACGGUAAAACACUUUCAGCUCAUUACCAGAUCCAUACAAAAGAGGAACUGCACGAAUGCGUCGUUUGCUCUAAGAAGUUGAGUCGUAAAGAUUCUCUCAAGAUUCAUCUAAGAACCCAUACCGGGGAGAAGCCUUUCGAAUGCACAGUUUGCAAGAAGAGGUUUUCUUCAUCCAGUGGUUUCUUGACUCAUGCAAAAACCCACACAGGGGAGAAGCGUUACGAGUGCAUGAUUUGCAGCAAGAAGUGGAGUGCAUUAAGGGACCUCAAGACCCAUCUUAGAAUCCAUUCUGGGGACAAGCCUUUCGAGUGCAACGUUUGCAACAAGAAGUUUAAUCAAGGAAGUAAUCUGAAGACCCAUCUUAAAACCCACUCGGAAGAGAAACCUUUCGAAUGCACAAUUUGCAGUAAGAAGUUUAGGUUUAGAAGUAACCUCAUAGACCAUCUUGUAACUCAUAAAGAGGAGCGACCUUUCAAGUGCACAGUUUGCUCUAUGAAAUUUAGCCUAAGACAAAGCCUCAAAACUCAUUUGCAAACGCAUCUAAAAGGGCCCAAACCUUACGAGUGCACAGUUUGCAGUAAGAAGUUUACUGCAGUGGGUGGCCUCAAAACUCACCUUUCAGUUCACACUGGUGACAAGCCAUUCGAGUGCGCUGUUUGCAAUAAGAAGUUCAGGACAGGGUGUGAACUCAAAAUUCAUCAGAGAAAUCACACGGGGGACAAGCCUUUUGAGUGCAGUGUUUGCAACAAGCAGUUCAAGCAAUCGGCCCAUCUCAGAAGUCACGUUAAAACGCACACGGAGGAGAGGCCGUUUGAGUGCACAGUUUGCAAAAAGCAGUUUAAGCAGAAGGAUAUUCUUAAGUCUCACCUUCAAACUCAUACCGGCGAAAAGAAAUUUGAGUGCGUAGUUUGCAAUAAAAAGUUUAGCCGAUCUUUCGUCCUCAAAACUCACUUUAGAACCCACACAGGGGAGAAGCCUUUCCAGUGCGCGGUCUGCAAUCACAAGUUUGCUGAUCGAAGUGACCUAACCAAGCAUUCCAGAGUUCACACAGGGGAGAAGCCUUUCGAGUGCACGGUUUGCGGGAAGAAGUACAGUGAAGCACGUGCUCUCCGAACUCAUCUUAGAAGCAGCCAUACAGGGGAGAAGCCUUUUGAGUGCACAGUAUGUGAUGAGAAGUUUACUUCAGCAGAUCACCUGAGGCGUCAUCUAAGAAGAACGCAUACAGAGGAGGAGCCUCUCUAGUGCACAGUAUGCCAUCAAAUAUUCACUGUAUCAGGCCAUCUUAGAACCCAUAAAUGGAAGCAGCCAUUUGAGUAAGCUCGCCCGCCAAAAUGAAGCAGAAAGUUCUCUCGAACGUCCAUCAGCUUCAGGGAUUAGGCCCCACGGAGUGCACUGACACCAUUGAGUUUCUUCAAGGAUCUCAUCAAAAAAUUAAGGCAAGGGUGGGGUUAAACCUGGUGCACCAAUUAUUGUUUGAAGGUAUUUUGUGCUCAGCAAACGUAUCAUAAAACUUCCUGUAAACUUUGUUUUGAUCGUGGUCAGUGUUCAGUGAACAUUGUAAUUAGAGUUAGUCGGCUUUAAAACCAUUUUUUGGAACUUUAUUCCAUGCCAAAUUGGUGUGAAGUUUAAAAAGAUAGUAUCUGCAUCGACUGCUCCAAGGUGUAAUGUUAAUUUUGUUUUAAUGAGCCCUUUGGCGUCACUGUGCGCAAAAAGUUACUUUUCUGUUCAUAUGUGCAAAUAAUUUUUGGAGGGACGUGAGACCCUAUGUGUUAUCUCUUAAAAAUCUUAUCGAUAGCUACCUUUUCAUUUCUCUUGAGUGUUUCUUGUGUGUGUUUCUACAGGUAUCAUUAGUGAUUGUUUUGAAAACUUUUGUUAGUUUCGUCAAUCGUAAAUAUAUAUAUUUUUUUUGUAUUGUUACUUGAUUAAUUUGUGGGGGCUUUUUUGCCGGCCAAAGAUAUUGUUUUUGUUUUCAAGAUGCUGCAGCUGAUCCACUGUUCUUUGCUUAUUUACAGGGAAGCAGAAGAUAUGCAUAUAUUUUCAAAUGUUAGUUAUUUUUGAGAAGUGUUUUGACUAAUUAAAUUUGACAUAAUGUGGCGUUGU